AUGGCUGAUGAUGAUGUGUCAGAUAUGUUGAAAGCUUGGGGCCUAGAAUCUUAUACAGACGUAUUUAAAGAACAUGGAAUAGAUAUAUCAUGCUUAGCGCUUUUAACUGGUGAUAUGUUGAGAGAAAUUAUGCCUAUGAUUGGAGACCGGGCAAAGUUUAAUGCUAACUUGGAAGAGUGGCGUAAAGUUAUUGCUCUUGCUAAUAAUCAAGCACCGUUUACGGAAUUAUCGAAUGAUUCCCAUUUCACAAUCGAAAUUCCAUCACCAGUAUCGCUCACUUCUUUGACAGCAACAGAUUCAGAAGUCUCAAGUUAUUUUGAUACUCAACAGUCUUAUUCAUCUGAUGAUAUUCAAAAUUCUCAAGGAUCCUACACCACUGAAGGAAAGGCUUUAUUAGCAACUUAUGAUGCUGAUGGUUUAUUAGACAAUAGUGGUCGAAGAAAAAUUUGUAAUUUAAUUGUCAGAAGAGAGUUUCAAGAAGAUCCUGAAAUAUCCGUCAAAACUCAAAGAUUACAUUUUUUAGCUCAAGAGAUAACAAAAGUUUUCCCUAAAGAACAUUUGAGUACAUAUUUCAUACCCUAUAUGAACUAUGAAAAUGUUGAUGAACAAAUACAAUGGUUAAAUAGUUCAUGUGACCCUUGGAAUUUGGUGCAGAAAUAUUGGGAAAUCACUAGAACUAAACGCUUAAAAGAUAUACUCAGUUUAAAUUCUAAAGGUGCUAUUCAGCCUUCUGAUUACAUGAAAAGUUUUCCAGCUUUAAAAAAUCUGUCUGGCUAUAUUCUUUUGAUUGAAGACUUUAACUCCAUCUAUCCGGAAAAAAAGGAAAACCUUUUUGAAAAUUUCCCUGUGUACAAAGACAAGAUUCUUCAAUUAGGACAAAAAAUAUCUAAUACACUCAAGGACCCUAGUUUAAAGUGUAUUAUAAAAGACUAUCUAGAUCUGGCAGCAUUAGAACGUGGAGAAACUUCAUCUCUAGCAGCGUUUAUCAUACUUCCAUUCCUCUUCUUUCCUGUUACAACUAAGAGGAAAAAAGGAAUACCUGCUUGGAGACCUUCAAAAAUUGAAUCCAGAGACGGCUUCAUUACACAUAUAAAAUCAAAUUCAGAAUUUAUUGAAACAAUUACAAGACGGAAACAAAAGUAUAGUCAAUUGGAUAAGUUAGAUACAAUUCUAUGUAUACCAGAAUCGAGCCCUAAUAAUAAUAAUUGUUCAACUAAAAACAGUAUAAGAAAAGUAAUAAGUUCCUUAUAUGCUAAUCCCCAAAUUCCUCGUAAUGUAGUUCAAACAGUAGUUGAAGAUAUGACAGAUAUAUUUAACAGUUUACAUCAAACUAUAAAGGAAAAAACCAACCAAUUACUUUUAAAUGAUACUAUAUCUAAUGAAUCUUUUGAUCAUUUUAACAAUAUUUUAAAUGAAUUUGAACACCCAUUUUCAGACCAUAACACAGAGUACAAAAGAAUUAAAUAUUUUACUGAACUUGGGACAUAUAUUCCUCCUCGUGAAUAUGUCGUGGGUGAAAGAUUAACUGAAACUAGAAAAAAAAACUCUUUUUCCUUGGUUUCAGUCCAUUGCACAGCACAGUUUAUUCCGAUACGUGAUGUAUUAAAGAAUUUUUUCCAAAUUAAAAACUUGUUAUCAAAUACAUUAGAUUAUAUGAAUGAAUGUAAACUUAAUGAAAAAAUACUUUUAAAUUUUUUGCAAGGUAGUGUGUGGAAAGAUAAAGAUAAAUAUCAUGAAUAUCAAACUGUGGUUCCAAUUUUUUUAUUUUUUGAUGAUUAUGAAAUUGGCAACCCAUUGGGUAGCCAUUCUGGUAUCCAUAAGCUUGGAGCUGUGUACUUAUCUAUUCCUUGUUUACCUCCUCAUCAGAAAUCUUCUUUAAAUACAAUUUUUUUGGCAUUAUUAUUUCAUUCAUCAGAUAGGCAAAAAUUUGGAAACAACGUUAUAUUUAAGCCACUUAUUGAUGAAUUAAAUUAUUUAAGAAAUACAGGCAUUGAAAUUGAAACAGAUGAUUUGAAAGUAAAUUUAAAAUUUGAAUUAGGUAUUAUAAUUGGAGAUAACCUUGGAAUUCAUAGUAUCACCGGAUUCGUUGAAAGUUUUUCUUCCAACCAUCCAUGUAGAGUAUGCAAUAUUAGAAAAGAAGAAUUGAGAAAACAGUGUUAUGCUGAUGAUAAUUUGUUAAGAACUGUAGAACAAUACAAUAUUGAUGUUAACGAGGGAGAUGUUUCAAACAGUGGUGUUAAAGAAAAAUGUGUUUGGCAUGAUGUUAUAGGAUUCAAUGUAUUAGAUCAGGUUGGAGUUGAUAUUAUGCACGAUAUACUAGAAGGUGUUGGAAAGCAACAAUUACUUCUCAACAAUCUGUUUAUCAAGGGAAAUUUAGGUAAUACUAUUGAACCAGGUUCUUCUAACAAUCUAAUUAGUGACACUGAUAUCCAAAAUAUAAAAAAAUUUAUGGUAAUAGAUUCUUUAGAUUCACUAAUUAGUUGUUCUUGGAUUUCUAUUAAAGGUACUAAGUACCAAACCACAAUGGUUCUUACUCUUGAUGUAAACCAAAAUAGUCUCCCCGAGUUCGGUAUAAUACAUGAUUUAUAUUUUUAUAAUAAUACAGUAGUUGUAUUUAAAUGUUUAAAAUUAAAUACUAUCGGUUUUGAUGAGCAUUUUUGUUCUUAUGAAGUAAUUAAACUUAGAAUUAAUGAAGUCCUUAUAUAUCAUCAUAUGCUCUAUACUCAUAUUCCUAAUAAUAUUAGUGUACUGUCAAAUGGCUCUACAUAUGUUACAUUGAGAAGUGCUAUUUAG
This is a messenger RNA of Macrosiphum euphorbiae (potato aphid), 2793 nucleotides long. The record is from the annotation of a GenBank genome assembly. NCBI's taxonomy places the organism in Eukaryota, Metazoa, Arthropoda, Insecta, Hemiptera, Aphididae.